AUGACCAGACAUCAACCAAAGCCGGUCGAUUUCAUCAGCCUGCUCAGUAGCGAGGAUGAAGCCCCCUUGACCAGAAAGAGAAAGUAUUCGGAGGAAGAAGCGGCCAGUGUUGGUGGAAAGACGGCUACUAAACGACGAGUCAAGCGUGCUCGGGCAAGCUCUGCCUCUGGGGAUAGCGUCACCAGGGCAAAAUCAUUCAAGGAGGGAAAACUCGAGGAGGAUGAGGGCUCUGAUACUGGAGUGCCUGGUUUUGCUCGGCAUGGCGAGAAGAAGAAGGUCGAAAAGUUUACGGCAAACACUGUCUUCAUGCCCAAGUCGCCCCCGAUCUUCACCAUUCACCCGAUAUCUCUUCAUCUCCCUGUGUUUGCCCCCCAGAGGGAGGGGACAUGGCUCACCAGAUUCACCGAGUGGGCUCAGCUACUUUGCACUGCCAACACCAACUCGCCCGGUGCUGCCGAGAUCACGCCUGCGUUGAUCCGCGCUGCCUACAAGCAAUACAUUGACAUCCACAGCAGGCUCAAGUCCAAUAAGAAGCGGGCUGCCCGGCUGGUGGCCCAACAAUUCAAGGAUUCGUCUCUGCUUGACAUAAUAAGGGCCUUCCGGCCACUCCAGAACGAGGCUGCGAAGCUCACAGAUGCCGCGGAAGAAGCUUUGGAAGAAGCUUUGGAGGAAACUUUGGCCGACUCCACGACACGAUUUGACGCUCCUCAGCCGCCGGCGCUGCCACCUCAAACCCAAAUCCUCUCUGCUGCUGCGGCCCCUCCCAGCCUACUUACAGAGCAGUCCGGCGCGCUCUAUAUAAUAGACGUGAGUCCCCAGCUUCCGCAGACCGCAACCACGCACGAAACAAUACCAGUACCACAGCCAGAAUUGCUGCCGGCAUUAUCAAGGAAGCCUCUUCGACAAACUCAACAUUCCUCUCUCAAAAUCACCAUGUCGUCCCAAUCUGCUAUCCCCUCCGGCGCCGAAGCCCUCGAGCAGCAGCGCCGGUAUUUCCCUUCAGCCACGGACCCGUCCAACAUGUGCCUGCUCUGUGGACAAGAGGGCCAUAUCGCCGGUAAAUGCACACGGUCGUGCCGAUUCUGCGGAGAAAAAGGCCACUGGGACUACAACUGCCCAUCGUGGUCUGUUAGAUGCGCCGACUGCUGGAGGAGCGGCCACACGCAGGAAAAUUGCCGGUACCCCAACGAACCUUUCUGGUUGGUAUGCGGCUACUGCAGAGCACCCGAAGACCACGAGAGAUGGCAGUGCAUGACGCUUUUCAGGUCGUUCCGUCCCGGCCCAGACACUAUCAAGAAGGUCAAUGCACUACCCGUGUCAUGCGCCGCAUGUGGGAGUGAGAAGCAUUUUCACGGGGACUGUCGUAAAGACGGAGCGCCCAACUUGCCUUACCAUUCCAAGUUCCAUCUGGACAAUAUGCGUCAGUACCUGGACCCGACGAGCAGCUCCGGUCCCAUCAUCGGCACGGAUGCAUGCCGACCGGCUACCAAGGUAGGGGGGUUCAGGAUCUCCAGCCGAGCCUUGGCCUCGCCUGUCGACAACGUGCAAUACUACUCGGGCAGCGAUGAUUCCGAUGAUGGGCUAGCAAUCAAGAAGAAGAUGUGCAAGGUGGCCAACAUGUACAGAGUGGUCAAGGCGAGCAAAACGGUCAAGGCGGUCGGCGCGGCCGAGGCAAAUGGGGUAAGCGAGGUGACCAAACUGGCCAAGUUGGACAGGGACAUCAAGGAGGUCCAGCUGUACACAAUGUGCAAGGUGAUCAAGGAGGCCAAAAUGGCCCAGGUGAACAACAGAACGGCCAUGAAAAAGGAGGUAACAGGCAGCGGCGACGACGUGGCCAAAACAGUCAAGAUGGACACCAAGGAGGCCUAA
Trichoderma citrinoviride is the source of this 1869-nucleotide messenger RNA. RefSeq lists its product as hypothetical. Bases 1 to 1869 code for a protein of 622 amino acids. The transcript is spliced from 2 exons. Gene Ontology annotation, molecular function: zinc ion binding; nucleic acid binding. Lineage: Eukaryota; Fungi; Ascomycota; Sordariomycetes; Hypocreales; Hypocreaceae. The record is from RefSeq and is a predicted model, not a curated record.